This is a messenger RNA of Schizophyllum commune H4-8, 432 nucleotides long. RefSeq lists its product as uncharacterized. The coding region runs from base 148 to 366 and encodes 72 amino acids. The record is from RefSeq and is a predicted model, not a curated record. The transcript has a single exon. Lineage: Eukaryota; Fungi; Basidiomycota; Agaricomycetes; Agaricales; Schizophyllaceae.
GACGAGCGUGCCCAACGUCUGCCGGGAGCGCGCAGCUUGACGGCGCUGAUCAGCAUCUGCCGGCCGAGCGCGAGCCCGUGAGCAGAUGCGACGCGCGCUGCGCACCCUGUGGUAUGUGUUUUACAUGUCCUCUCGUAUCUUUCUCUGAUGUGUGUGCUAUUCAUGCAUGUUGCCCCUGCGCUACCAGCCUGCGCUCCACUUCACUCGUGCUCCUUAGGUGGGUGUCCGUCAAUGUUCCCAUUCUCUGAUGUGCACUCUUCCCGCAGGGUUGCGGAGCUGACGUCUUGGCAUGUGCUCCGCGAGUUGGACGUGUUGAGCGGUGAUCAUCGACAUCGAGGCCCUUUACACUAUCAUGACCUAUCUUAGAAUAUCGUAUGAACUGUAGUAGAGGUUACCCAUUCUCAUGAAUAGAUCACCACUUUUGCUGCCUCA